Molecule: messenger RNA, 2479 nt
Organism: Zingiber officinale
Lineage: Eukaryota; Viridiplantae; Streptophyta; Magnoliopsida; Zingiberales; Zingiberaceae
Product: serine/threonine-protein kinase-like protein At1g28390
Exons: 1
Coding region: 113-1171 (352 amino acids)
Biological process (GO): protein phosphorylation
Cellular component (GO): plasma membrane
Molecular function (GO): protein kinase activity; ATP binding
Source: RefSeq, a predicted model, not a curated record
CACAAAAAGUUAAUUAACAGACAUCCCUCCGCCUACGCCGGCGGCUCCUCUGUUAUAUUUCCUACUCUCUUCCGAUCCAACUUACAGCUGCACAGUGUCCAUCGGCACAGGGAUGAGGCUUUCCGUCAUCGCCUGUUGCAUCGCGCGGCGUCGAGAGGAGGGAGAGAGGGAGGAAGCUGGGGGAGAGAAGAAACAGUACAGGGUGUUCACGUACGAGGAGAUCGAAGCCGCCACUUCGGGCUUCUCUGCUUCCGCCCUCCUCGGCCGCGGCAGCCACGGGUCCGUCUUCCUUGCCUCUCUCGACGGCGGCCGACUUCUUUCCGCUGCCAAGGUCCCCUCCCACUCCUCUCUCCAGUUCGACUCCUCCUCCGCCACCGACGCGGAGAUCGAACUCCUCUCCUCCCUCCCCCGCACUCCUCUGUUCGUCAACCUCGUCGGCGCCACCUCCUCCGCCCCUCGCAUCGCAGUCGUCGACUUCAUGCCGCGUGGCUCUCUCCACGAUCUUCUCCAUCAUCCUCAGCGUCCGCCUCCGCCCUUCCCCAUCCGCAUCCGCCUCGCCCGCCUCUCCGCCGCCGCCCUCGCCCGGCUCCACUCCCUCCGCGUCGCCCACCGCGACGUCAAGCCCGCCAACCUCCUGCUCGGCGCCGACGGCUUGCCUCGGCUCGCUGACUUCGGCCUCGCCAUCCGCAUACCUGCCCCCGUCGGUGCCAUUGCCGCUUCUCUGCCUCCGCCGGCUGGCACCAUGGGUUACCUCGACCCCGCCUACGUCCGCCCGGAACACGUCGGCGACAAGACUGACGUGUACAGCUUCGGCGUCGUCCUCCUCGAGAUCCUCAGUGGGCGGGAAGCAAUUGACGUGGAGUACAGCCCGCCUUCGCUGGUGGACUGGGCGGCGCCGCUGGUGGCGGAGGGAAGGUUCGGGGAACUGUGGGAUCCGCGAGCCGCGCCAGCAGGGAAGAGGGAGGAGGAAGCGGCGAAGGCGGUAGCUGAGGUGGCGAGCAAGUGCGUGGCGGCGGAAGCGGGGCGUAGGCCGUCGAUGGCGGAGGUGGCGGCGGCGCUCCAGGCGGUGGAGUCGCGCAUGGGGCUGCAGCGCAGGGUAAGGUGGGGCCCGGGGAGGAGGGAAAAGAGGUCCCACGGCAAAGGGAGAGUGUCCAACGUGGCUAGGUCGUAGCGACUCGCUCAUCAUUCCUCAUCGAUGAAAAUACGUGGCGUUCACGUGAGACGCGGGACGACAAGUUUACAGACAGACACAGUGCUUAUCGGGUCGUAUAUCAUAAUAACAAUCCAGUCGUCGAUGUCUAGGGCCCCGCAAGGCGACAAUUCAACUGGUGAGGCUUUAAGACAUACUGUUAUUGAUACUUGAUAGGAAGAAGAACAAACAGCAGCACUGAUUCCGAUUCCAAUUCCAAUUCCAAUUCCUCUAUAGACAUGCCGAUCAGAAAGAGUUCUUUUAGGGCUGAAGCGGGAGAAAUAUUAAAAAUUUUUGUUAUAUCAUACCUAUCUAUCGAAAUAUACUAAAUCAUUUUAAUUUUAUAUUAUAUUAAAAAAAAUUGUAUGAUAUAAUAUAGUAUUAAAAUUUUUAAUAUCGAUACCAGUAUAAUAUUUAUCUUAAAAUUUUUUAUAUAUAAUACUGACAUUAAAAUUUUAUCCUAAAUAAUAUAUGAUACGGUGUAUUGUGAAUAGACCUAAUGAUCAAUAUGACAUGACAAUUAAAGUCAAAAUAAGAUAGCAGUCAAAUCUUAGUGAGAUGAUAAUCAAAGUCAGAGUGUAUGUAGUUGAACGAGUCAUCCUUACCCGGGCUCAACUCAUCAUUCCUCAGUGCUAAGUCUCUUAGUAAGAAGUUGGUCGGCUCCAUAGCCCGUUUGGCUUAAGAGUUUUGGUGCUCCAUUUUAAUGUCAAAAGCAUCCAGGAUAUAGUUGGUCGGCCCUAUAGCGGGAGGUACUUAUAGGGCUCAGCUCUCUCCAUUCCGCAAGCAUGUCUCUUAGUAUACAGUUGAUCGGCCUAUAACGCCGGUUGGACAGGAGAUACUUAAAGCUCUAUUCAGUGCCAAAACACAAAAUAAACUCAGUUGGACAAAGAUCAGGUCGAAUGUCUAUGGCUUAGCCCUCAUCCUUCAAAGGUAUUCUCCCAUCACACAACCAAAGUAGUCUCCCAGUGUACAGUCGAUCAACCCAAGUACCGGUCGGACUUACAAAGCAUAGUUCCCUACUUCACAGUGCCAGGACACUUAGUAUAUAGCUGCUUGGCCUAAGGAAUCGACCAAAUUUAUGAGACUAAACUCCCCAUCACUCAUGUGUCAGGCACACAUCAUAGAGUCGGUCGGAUAUAAGUCCAGUCGAACCACCUUCAAGAGACAACAUUGUCAAAGAAUCACAAUAAUCUACAGAGAACAAUAACUAUUUAUCAGGAAAUAUUUCUCUAUACCUGUAAUAGAAUCUUCCUAUGAGUGUGGCUAUACAUAUUCUAGCUUCUGAGAGUA